AUGCGACUUAAUAAUAGCAAUGACGAUGAUAACACUGAAGUAAUAAAAGUUUGUGAUGGAUCAUUUGUUCUUCCAAAAGAAUCCUUCAUCAAAAAAGAUGAAAAAAAAUCAUCGUUAAUUACUUCAACUAUUAACGACAUAAUCUUAUCAAAUAACAACAAUAAUAUUACAAUUAAUAACGACACAAAUAAAGUUGAUAAUUCUUUACUUUCAUACAACAAUUUAUCAAGAUCAGCUGAAUAUUCAACAAUUCUCACAGAACUAACCGUUGAUGAGCCAAUUGGUUCAAGUAGACUUUCAAGUACAUUUAUUCCUCAUUCACUCAAUAGUCUAACCAGUCCCUCACCAGGACCACUACCAGACAACAUGGAUAGAAUUAACGUGUCAGCUAGUUUUAUUUCAACCAAGGGUAUUUUUGUAUAUGAAAGCAACAAUAAAUCAUUCGAUUUAAAUGAUGAUAAUUUUGAUUUAAAGAAUGGUAAAAAAGGUGUUAUCGAAAAACUCAAUCAAACUGUAAAUACUGAUGGGACUCCAAAUAUUAAUAUUAAAUUAAAUAUAUAA
Molecule: messenger RNA, 561 nt
Organism: Entrophospora sp. SA101
Lineage: Eukaryota; Fungi; Glomeromycota; Glomeromycetes; Entrophosporales; Entrophosporaceae
Source: the annotation of a GenBank genome assembly